CAUCAUGGUCUCUUUGCGGUUUAUUUUGCUGUUUCUGGCCCCUUACUACUUCCUGGAUAGAGUUUCGGCUGUGACCUGUGACCUUGCCCCCACGGAUGCCGGCUGCAUAGACUGUCGGGUUUACCCCACCCACAUCGAGUGCUUGCAGCGACUUUGGGCUCCAGCCACCACUGCAGCCCCACUGAUCGUGGCCACCACCAGGAGAUCCCGAGUCGGCAGGAUUCGCAACUUCUUCAGUAGCUUCCUUACACGGGUCAGAAGUAAAAGUUGGUUCUGA
Molecule: messenger RNA, 277 nt
Organism: Drosophila teissieri
Lineage: Eukaryota; Metazoa; Arthropoda; Insecta; Diptera; Drosophilidae
Exons: 1
Coding region: 5-277 (90 amino acids)
Source: RefSeq, a predicted model, not a curated record